Messenger RNA from Melanotaenia boesemani (Boeseman's rainbowfish), 3166 nucleotides. RefSeq names its product anosmin 1b (gene anos1b). Gene Ontology annotation, molecular function: protein binding; peptidase inhibitor activity. NCBI's taxonomy places the organism in Eukaryota, Metazoa, Chordata, Actinopteri, Atheriniformes, Melanotaeniidae. Gene Ontology annotation, cellular component: extracellular region; cell surface. The record is from RefSeq and is a predicted model, not a curated record. Gene Ontology annotation, biological process: neuron differentiation. The transcript has 15 exons. The coding region runs from base 144 to 2264 and encodes 706 amino acids.
CGCAGGCAGGAGCUGCGCUCAAAUGGGCUUAUUCUGAACUUACAGGCUCGCGAGAGCAGGACACCACCAAGCCGAAGACUUGAGAGGAAAACUCCGCCGUUUCAUCUGUUUGUCCGUUCGUUCUUGCGUUUACUUCUGGUGCCAUGUCAGUUCGUCGGACCGGUGUGGUGCUGCUCUGCGCAGUGUUGGCCGUGGCUCGCGCUCGCAGGAGUUCACCGGAACCCGAGGAUGUUCAGGAGAAAAUCAACAGCGCCAGAUGCACAUCCAGGUGCCUCAGUCUGCACAUGACCCAGCUUACCGUUGCCUUCAGACACCUCCAGAGUGACCAAGUUCUGCUUUGGUGUGACAACCACAGACGCUGUGCUCAGUGCCUUCAGCCAUGCAAAGAACUGUGGGAAACGAAAAAGGUGCUUUCUUCAAAGUCAUGCGAGAAGCAGACAGAGUGUGUGACAAGCAGGGAGUUCCUGGCCUCGCUGAGGUUGUCUCGUCAGGGAGACUGCCCCCCGCCUCAGCGAGCCACAGGAUUCGCUGCAGCCUGCGUGGAGAGCUGCUCAUCCGACCAACAUUGCCCGUCCUCCAGGAAGUGCUGCUUUAAUGGCUGCGGAUACACUUGUCAAGCUCCUGCCAACUUAUAUAAAGGUGUUCCUCUGAAGCCCCGUAGAGAGAUGAGUUUUUUGGAAGAUUCAGAGGGUCGCGUUAAGGUCGCAUGGGUGUCGAAGUUUAACGUCAGCAUGGAACCUGUCAUUUACAUGCUUCAGUCCCGUUGGAACGUCGGUAUUCACCCCAGUGAGGACCACGCCUCCCCAUGGGCUACCGUUACCAUGACCCUGUCAGAGGAUGUGGUUCUGUCAGAUCUAAGAUCCCAGCGUUGGUACCAGUUCAGGGUAGCAGCCAUCAACAGCCACGGCAGCAGAGGUUUCACCACACCCAGCAAACACUACAUCUCCAGUAAAGACCCCUCACCUCCAGAACCCCCGAAUAACAUCAGAGUAAGCAACCAGACCCUAGACUGGGUGGGUUCACAACUUGGACCCCGGUUCACAGAAAGGUCGAGGGGAAGUGGAGCCAGUGUGGCGGUCUUAUUACAGUGGAAGCCCCCCAGAGAGGGAGACCUGCCUGUUCGCAACUACCGGAUCACCUGGAUGCCUCGACAUACACUUACAGUGCACAGACGCGCACACACACUUCAGCCAAACUUGCAUACAGGACACAACAAGCACACACGACCUGCACACAGACAUACACAGGAACAGGGUAAAAAGGAGAGCAACAGCAUCCUGACUCAGGGGGCGCAGAGUGAGCUGUGGCUGCAGGGACUCCUGCCUGCUACCACCUACAUCCUGUCAGUACAGACGGUGGCUUUUUGGGGUCAGAAGAGACUGAAGAGUCACAGAGCACAGCUUGUUUUCACUACUAUCACUGAUACAGACUCCACCACCAAAGAUGAAGACUUCUCCAACGAGCUCCCUUCAUCCUCAUCUUCACUGUCUCUUCCUCUCUCAUCCUCCUCACCUUCCUCUGCUGACCUCCUUGUCCCAGUCUCUGAAAACCUACGACUGGAGGUUGCUGCUCCUCAUUACCAUGACAACCAGUUGCAGGUGAAGGUGUUCUGGAAGUGGCUUUACCACGCCAGACAGAGACACAGAGGUCCAUACAUUUUGCAGUGGCGUCCACAUACCUGCAGUAAUAAUGUAACCCACACUGAGAGAACAAUAACAGUGCAGGGCACUCAUCACACCAUCAAAGGCCUGCAGUUUGCCUGCAAAUACAGGGUUGUAGUUGCAAUGAAGGCUGAUCCAAAGUCAGAGGCUGUUGCCUGGGUUACAACCCCGACUUGCUCCUCCAUCAGGGUCAGAGGUGGCAAAACUGUGGCCUGCAACAAUGAAGAGCGCCUCCCCUCAGGCAGAAAGGUGGUACUACGACCAGAACGGCUGACUGCAGACUUUCAACAAGUUAACGGCACUCUGCUCACAACCUUUCGCUGGAGGAUGUCCCAGCAUGCACUGGAUCCAGCAGCUGUUGAGGGUUUCCAGUUUACCUGGACACUGCAAUCUGAGCUCACCACAGCCAGGGAAAUUCGGGAAGAUGCACUUAUCUCCCAGUCGCAGACAAUCGCACCGUCUCAGCGGUCAGUGACAGUUGGUGGACUUCAGGCUGACAGCGUGUACCGGCUGCAGCUUCAAGUGCUAGCAGCAGGUGGCAGGAGUGGUGCUGCAGUCUCAAAGACCAUACACACUCCAGCUAUCAACAGCACACUUUCAUAGGUAACUAAAGCCGUAAGCACAAAGCUUCAGCUGUCUGCUGCACCUGAGUCAUAUCUACCAACAUCUGCUUUUCUACUUUCACCAACUGGGCAGCAAGAUUUCAUUUGUGUCAAGAGCAGAACACGUGUCCAAAAAUGUAAAAUAAAUAAAGUUAAUCUACGUAAAUUUCUCUCGUAGAAAAUGUAGUUCCUGAUUUAAUUUUAUUUUUUAAUAGUAAAAAUUAUAUAAUGAACUGUACCUGUACAUAUCCAGUUUUAACAGCACUAAAUACUGAGUUACUCAUUGCAGUAAAAAGAUGUUCUUAUUUGUUCAUAAAAAUGGCAGCAUUUGACAAAUGAUUUUUGUGUCAUCAUUAGUAUAGACUGUACUGAAAAAGCAGUAUUGUACGGUGUGUAAAUGAAAAAUGUGACUUCUCACAGGUAUCCAUCGAUUAGAAGGGGAUUACAUUUUUUUAACUUCACAUCAAUCCAGCCAAAGACCCUUGUAAAGAGACUUCCUAUUGUUGCCUGUUUUUUGUUUUUUUAUCUCACUAGUAAAGAAUGAUAUAGCACUGACAUUAUGUACAAAUAGUAAUGUAUAGCAGCACACUGUUUGAAUGAAUAAUCUGCAUUACCUUUUGGUGUGUAAUAGUCUUGAUGUAAGCUCAAAUAUUUGCUUAGUUUGUCCUUAUGUUUUUGUACUCAUAUGUCCUAUCAUUCUAGUCUUUGUGCUCACAAAAGUCAUGUUAUAUUUUUUAAAAGGUUGAAAUUGCUGGUCUCGGCCAACCAAUAAGUACCAUGUUAAUAUUCUUUAUUUGUAACCUUUUUUAUGGUUAAUAAUUUUGCAGUUGAUUACUCUUUUACCAUCGUUUUUAUUUAUUGUUUUUCUUGUAUUAGUUUUUGCAAUUAAAGUCUAUGAAGAUA